AUUAAGUUUCAGGUGGUGGGUGUAUAUGUCCAUUAGACCUGUCCAUAUACUUCAGUUUCAUUGGAAGUAUAUUGAUAAUUUUCAGUUAAAGAGUUUGAUAACCAUUUCAACAGUCUUAAAAUUUGCCUUUUAACAAAAUCAUCAUAUAAUAUGUGCUAUGAUGAUAAAAAAGUAGUGAGAAAUUAAGAAACUGAAUUAACUGUUAAAUCCAUAAAAAAAUGUAUCUACUCUGGGUAUAUCUUAUUCCCUCAAAUGUAUCUUAUAUGAAAAAUAGAAUUUAUUGUUUGGAAUUAUCCUCUCAAAAUGAUCCUUUUGGCUUUUAUAUGUCGAGGGUAGUGAUAAUAACAACCAAGAAAUAGGGCCUUCAUUGGGUGUUUUCUUUACCUGGGUCUUCUGUUUCCAAAAGAAUAGUUAAUUGGUCUUUUGAAGAUUUUGUUUUAAUAAUUCUUGAUAACACUGACAGUACACAAGGAGGUGAUAGAUGACUCCUUUAGCUUUUUUUCCAAGUUCAAUUUCUACUUCUAUUCCCCUGAACUCAAACCCUCCCUUGCUGUUAUAUGACAUUGACAUGAUUAUAUUAUUGUUUGUUGAUACAUGACAUAUUUCUGUAGCACACAAUAAUUAUCUGUAAGUUACAAGAGUCGAAAAGAUUCUAAUCUAAGUUAUCUUUCCUUUCUAGCGCCAGAGAAUCAGUGUGGAGCUGCCUGUUCACGGACAUCCAUGUUAAAAUGAGGCUUAUUGGAAGCAGGUUUCCAUGGUGAUAGAUAUAAGAAGAUGUAAAGCGUGGGAAAACUCCAGACAUGAACGCUCGAACAUUCUCUAAAGUCAUGGUCAGUCAACAGUUGGAUAGAGAAAAGAAACUUCUGGAGAAACAAAUGCAAGAAAAAGCCAAAGAUGGAGGAUUGAAAGUUGUUAAUGGAUCAGCAGGUGAUGCAUCAUCACAGAAAGUGCAACAAGCAGCAGCACAGGCAGAGAAAAAGAAGAGAAGAUGGGAUCAGUCAGCUGAUGAUACUCCUGCCAAGAAAAGUAAGAGUGGUUGGGAAGAGGCUGCCACACCAUCUAACACAAGAUGGGAUGAAACUCCUGGAAGGCCUAAAGGUUCUGAUACCCCAGGGGCAACACCUGGACAAAGUACCAGAGUCUGGGACACUACACCUGGUCAUGCCACACCUGGUGCCACCACCCCAGGUCGUGGAGACAGUACCCCAGGACAUAACACCACACCUAGUGCUAGGAGAAACAGAUGGGAUGAAACACCAAGAACUGAAAGAGAAACCCCAGGACAUGGAAGUGGGUGGGCAGAAACUCCUAAAACAGAUAGAGGUGGAGAUUUAAUACAGGACACACCCACUCCAGGGGCAAGCAAAAGACGAUCACGUUGGGAUGAAACACCUGGUGCCACACCAAGUGGUGGUGGUGGAGGUGGUGCUACUCCAAGUGGUGGACACACACCAGGUGGAUUAACUCCUAGUAUGACACCAGGGGGAACAACACCAGGUGGAUCAACUCCUAGUGGAUUUACUCCUGGAGGACAGACACCAGCAGGUUUUACUCCCAGUGGUGCCACUCCUAUAGGAGCUAAAGCUAUGGCCAUGGCCACUCCUUCUCCUGGACAGCUGAUGUCCAUGACACCUGAACAAUUACAAGCCUUCACUUGGCAGAGAGAAAUAGAUGAGAGGAACAGACCACUUGGAGAUGAUGAAUUAGAUUCUAUUUUGCCACCAGGAUAUAAGGUUUUAAAUCCUCCAGCAGGAUAUGUACCUAUCAGAACUCCAGCCAGAAGGUUAUUGGCCACACCUACACCAAUAGCAGGUACCCCAACAGGUUUCCGUAUCCAAACUCCAGACAACAAGGUUCAAAUUGUAGAUAUGCAGCCUAAGGGUAACCUGCCUAUGAUGAAACCUGAUGAUAUGCAGUACUUCGAUAAACUUCUGGUUGAUAUUGAUGAAGAAACACUGAGUCCAGAGGAACAAAAAGAAAGAAAGAUCAUGAAACUGUUACUGAAAAUAAAAAAUGGAACACCUCCCAUGAGAAAGGCGGCUUUAAGACAGAUAACAGAUAAAGCCAGAGAAUUUGGAGCUGGUCCCCUGUUCAAUCAGAUAUUACCUUUACUUAUGUCUCCUACAUUGGAGGACCAGGAGAGACAUUUGUUGGUCAAGGUCAUUGAUCGUAUCCUGUACAAACUUGAUGAUUUGGUGAGGCCAUACGUUCACAAGAUUCUGGUCGUAAUUGAACCCUUGUUGAUUGAUGAAGACUAUUAUGCCAGAGUUGAGGGCAGAGAAAUCAUAUCUAAUUUAGCAAAGGCUGCUGGUUUGGCUACUAUGAUUUCUACAAUGAGACCUGAUAUUGACAAUAUGGAUGAAUAUGUCCGUAACACUACAGCUAGAGCCUUUGCUGUUGUUGCUUCAGCUUUAGGAAUACCUUCACUUCUACCUUUCUUGAAGGCUGUGUGUAAGAGUAAGAAGAGUUGGCAAGCUAGACAUACAGGAAUUAAAAUUGUACAACAGAUUGCCAUUUUGAUGGGUUGUGCUAUAUUGCCACAUUUGAAGAAUUUAGUAGAAAUUAUUGAACAUGGUCUUGUGGAUGAACAGCAGAAAGUAAGAACCAUUACAGCUUUGGCUUUAGCUGCUCUAGCAGAGGCAGCCACUCCUUAUGGUAUUGAAUCCUUUGAUAGUGUACUGAAACCACUGUGGAAGGGUAUCAGGCAGCACAGAGGAAAGGGUUUGGCUGCUUUCCUGAAGGCUAUUGGUUAUUUAAUCCCCUUGAUGGAUGCUGAGUAUGCUAACUACUAUACCAGAGAAGUGAUGUUGAUCUUGAUUAGAGAGUUCCAGUCUCCUGAUGAAGAAAUGAAGAAGAUUGUGUUAAAGGUAGUGAAACAGUGCUGUGCAACUGAUGGUGUAGAACCUCAAUAUAUUAAAGAAGAAAUUCUGCCACCAUUCUUCAAACAUUUCUGGAAUCAGAGAAUGGCUUUGGACAGAAGGAAUUACAGACAGCUUGUAGAUACUACAGUAGAAAUAGCUAACAAGGUUGGAGCAGCAGAAAUCGUGGGUCGUGUUGUAGAUGACCUUAAAGAUGAAGCUGAACAAUACAGAAAGAUGGUAAUGGAAACAAUUGAAAAGAUCAUGGCUAACCUGGGAGCCGCUGAUAUUGAUUCACGUCUUGAAGAACAGCUGAUUGAUGGUAUAUUGUAUGCCUUCCAGGAACAGACAACUGAGGAUGUAGUGAUGUUGAAUGGGUUUGGUACAGUGGUGAAUGCCCUUGGGAAGCGUGUAAAGCCUUAUCUCCCUCAGAUCUGUGGUACAAUCCUGUGGCGUCUCAACAACAAGUCAGCCAAAGUAAGACAACAGGCAGCAGAUCUCAUCUCUAGAAUUGCUAUAGUCAUGAAAACUUGUCAGGAGGAAAGAUUGAUGGGACAUUUAGGUGUUGUACUGUAUGAGUACUUGGGAGAAGAGUACCCAGAGGUAUUAGGAAGUAUCCUGGGGGCAUUGAAAGGCAUUGUCAAUGUCAUUGGUAUGACAAAGAUGACUCCACCCAUCAAAGAUCUCUUACCAAGACUUACACCUAUUCUCAAAAAUAGACAUGAAAAGGUACAGGAGAAUUGUAUAGACUUAGUAGGUAGGAUAGCUGAUAGAGGGGCAGAAUAUGUAUCAGCCAGGGAAUGGAUGAGGAUUUGUUUUGAGUUACUGGAAUUACUGAAAGCACACAAGAAAGCUAUUAGGAGAGCAACAGUCAAUACAUUUGGUUACAUAGCUAAAGCCAUUGGUCCUCAUGAUGUAUUAGCCACAUUACUCAACAAUCUCAAAGUACAGGAAAGACAGAAUCGUGUGUGUACCACAGUGGCUAUAGCUAUUGUAGCAGAAACAUGUUCUCCUUUCACUGUUAUACCAGCCCUAAUGAACGAAUAUCGUGUACCUGAACUCAAUGUACAAAAUGGUGUAUUAAAAUCAUUAUCAUUUAUGUUUGAAUAUAUUGGUGAGAUGGGAAAAGAUUAUAUUUAUGCUAUUGCUCCCCUGUUAGAGGAUGCUUUAAUGGACAGAGAUCUGGUACACAGACAGACCACAAUGUCUACCAUACAACACAUGGCUUUAGGUGUAUAUGGCUUUGGUUGUGAGGAUGCUUUGGUACAUUUAUUGAACUAUGUAUGGCCAAAUAUAUUUGAAACAUCACCUCAUGUGGUCCAGGCCUUUAUGGGAGCCAUUGAAGGAUUUAGAGUAGGAAUGGGGGCUGCAAAAAUACUGCAAUAUGCUCUUCAGGGCUUAUUUCAUCCUGCCAGAAAAGUUCGAGAUGUUUAUUGGAAAGUUUACAAUACAGUUUAUAUUGGUGCACAGGACAGUAUGAUUCCUUCCUAUCCACGAGUACCUAAUGAUGUCAAAAACAGUUAUGUCAGAUACGAGCUGGAUUAUGUGUUAUAGUCUUACAACAUUUUUAUCAUUUCCUCUCUUGUAAUUUGUGUUUGUUUUCAUAUUGUAAUGCUCAUGCAUUUAAAAAUCAUCAUUUGAACAGUUAGAUAUCGCCUAAUAUUUAGUGCUGAGAGAUCAUUGUUUUCUGUGUGACCUUGAUAAAUAUUUCAUCAUGCCUCAAUUCCAUUUAAUUCUGAGUAAGCAUAUUAUUCUGUAUAACUACAAUAUUUUUUUCAUCACAUAUCAUUUAAAAAAAAAAAAAAAUUGGUUUCUCUGUAGGAUGAUGAGAACUUUGUGUCAAUUUAUUCUAUUUCUUUACCAAAUGAUGAAGUUUUACAUAAUUCUUUCAUAAAAAAACCAAUUAAAAUCAUAAGCUUUGCUGAUACAUGUACUCACAUUUCACAUUUUCAUUUACAAUAUGACAAUAAAUCAGAUCAGGUAUUGAUAUUUUUUUUACCACUUUUGUCAAGUUACAUGUAUAUAUUUUUGCCAAAGAUUAUUGAUGUUUUCUUGAGAAACAUUUAUAGUUUGAUUAAUUUAACUGGGAAUUGUGAACCAUUUCUUUUUGUCAUCUUUUAGAUAAAAUAAAUGUCUUUUAAACAUAGUGCAUAUAGUUUGAACUUCAUUUUGAUUUGGAAAUUUUGUCUUUUUCCUUAAAUUCUGUAAAUGACUAAAGUAAUCAAUAUUUGUGGCAACCAUUUAAACAUAUAUGGUAGUAAUCCAUGUGUAUAUAUUUGGUAAAUGUGUGGUUACACUGUGUAUACAUUUAAUAACAUUGUCAUUGUAUAGUGAACACAUUUGGUACAAUGUCCAUACUUUGUAAUAAUAAUUUACAACACUGUCAUUGUACUGCAUAUGUAUAUGGUAACAUUGUUAUUGUACUGUGUAUGUAGUAACAGUAGCAUUGUACAUUGUAUUGAUUUAGUGACAGUGUCGUCCAUUAUACCUUUAUCCUGUUUGAUAUAAAUUUCAUCAAAUUGUUGGUUUAAUGGCACUAUUAGGUAUGGUCUGUUACAAGAACCAUGUUGUUUCCUUCGAUGAUUAUUGGUGCCAUCUAUGUAUCCUAUUACAAUAUCAUAUAUCACCAUCAUGUCAGUGUCAUGUUUCAAGGUUAAAGAACAGAAACAAGCUGUAAUAGUUCAAUGUUAUAAAACGAUUACAGAAAAAUAUCAUUGUAAUCUGUUUAUUAUCUUCCUUUUGAAAUGUGAUAAAGAAUAUGUAGUCCAUGUUUUGUAACAUGAAAUAAAAAGUAAAACAUGCA
Mytilus trossulus (common blue mussel) is the source of this 5661-nucleotide messenger RNA. RefSeq names its product splicing factor 3B subunit 1-like. The record is from RefSeq and is a predicted model, not a curated record. The transcript is spliced from 18 exons. Lineage: Eukaryota; Metazoa; Mollusca; Bivalvia; Mytilida; Mytilidae. Gene Ontology annotation, cellular component: U2 snRNP; U12-type spliceosomal complex; U2-type prespliceosome. Bases 801 to 4412 code for a protein of 1203 amino acids. Gene Ontology annotation, biological process: spliceosomal complex assembly. Gene Ontology annotation, molecular function: mRNA binding.